Molecule: messenger RNA, 1101 nt
Organism: Aureococcus anophagefferens
Lineage: Eukaryota; Pelagophyceae; Pelagomonadales; Pelagomonadaceae
Gene: PRMT2
Exons: 2
Biological process (GO): peptidyl-arginine methylation
Molecular function (GO): protein-arginine omega-N monomethyltransferase activity
Source: RefSeq, a predicted model, not a curated record
UUCGGCGAGGACUUCGAGGGCCACUUCUGCGUGCCCGCGCGGCUCCAGGACAAGAGCGCGGACCUCGUCGAGGCCGUCAACGACUUCCACUACGCGAUGAUCAACGACCACCCGCGCAACGAGUUCUACCGCGAGUGCCUGCGGCGCGCGAUCGUGCCCGGCGAGAGCGUCGUCCUCGAGAUCGGCACGGGCAGCGGCCUCCUCGCGAUGCUCGCCGCGCGGCUCGGUGCGCGCAAGGUCGUGGCCAUCGAGGCGAGCCGCCACAUGGCCGCGCUCGCGCGCAAGAACAUCGCGGCCAACGGCCUCGACGGCGCGAUCACCGUCAUCGAGCGGCUGUCGACGGAGUUGGACGCCGACGAGAUCCGCCGCGCGUGCGGCCUCGGCGCGGGCCGCCCCUACGCCGCGGACCUGCCCGACGUGCUCGUGAGCGAGCUCUUCGGCACGCUGCUUUUGGGCGAGUCGGCGCUCGAGUACCUCCGCGACGCGCGCGAGCGCCUCGUGCGGCCCGGCUGCCGCGUCGUGCCGCCGCGGGGCGUCCAGUACGCGGCGCUCGUCGAGUGCGACGCCGUCGCCAAGCUGACCAAGGCCGACGACUGGGGCGGCCUGGACCUGAGCCACGUCAACGUGCUCCAGGACACGGCGUCGCUGGUCUUCGCGAAGCAGUACGGCUUCCGCUUCUGCUCCGUGCCGUCGACGUUCCUCGCGCCGCCCGUGACCGUCUUCGCCUGCGACUUCACGAGGGACGCGCCGGGCUUCGUGCCGUCGGAGACGACCGUCGACUUCGCCGCGGCCAAAGCGGGCGUCGCGCACUGCGUCGUGCUGUUCUGGGACGCGACGGUCGGCGGGCCGGGCGCGGCGCCCUGGGAGCUCGACGGCGGCCCGCUGACCAUGUCCACGGACCCCCGCGAGACCGUCGACAACUUCGCGCGCGACAUGCAGUGGGGCCAGGGCAUCCAGCUCCUCGAGGACCUCGACGCCGCGAACCGCGACGACGCGCUGGACCCGGCCAACGCGCUCACGCGGCCGCCGACGCCCUUCGUCGUCGCCGCGGGCGAGCCCCUCUCCUUCGACGUCCGCCUCUCCUCCGACUCCGUCGUCCUC